Arachis duranensis is the source of this 2455-nucleotide messenger RNA. RefSeq names its product interactor of constitutive active ROPs 2, chloroplastic. Lineage: Eukaryota; Viridiplantae; Streptophyta; Magnoliopsida; Fabales; Fabaceae. The transcript is spliced from 5 exons. The coding region runs from base 252 to 2123 and encodes 623 amino acids. The record is from RefSeq and is a predicted model, not a curated record.
AGAAAGGAGAGAGAAGGCUCAGACAGACACCUGAGCUUACUAGUUAGUGAGUAGUGACUACCACUCUAACAAUCUAUCUUUGAGGCUUUGACCAUUGUCCUCCAUUUCCCCAAAACUUGCUCCUUUUCCUUUUCUUUUCCUUGCUACUCUUCAACAUUUCUACCAUUUUUUUGCGCGUCCCAGCUCACAGCAGUAGCAUCAUUACUAUACACUGAUUACUAUUGCCUCCCUAUCGACUUUGACGUUAAAAUAUGCAGACAACAAAAGCAAGAGCUAGCACUUCAGAAAUGCCCCGAAGGAAAUCUCCUGCAACUCCUCGUGCCGGUCGACAAUCCAGGGCACCAGGCUCUGAUUCAGACUCUGCCUCCUCAUCUCCGAACCCAUUGAGUAAGACUCCAAAGGAUAAAAUCCCAAAGGUUGUUGAACACAAGUCACCACGAAGUCCAUUGUCUGAGAAGAAGAGGCCGACUAGGGUCCAGGAAUUGGAGUCUCAACUUGCUCAACUUCAGGAGGAUCACAAGAGAGCUAAGGAUCAACUUAACUCUUCUGAGUCAUGGAAAAGAAAGGCUCAGCAAGAGGCCGAAGAGGCGAAAAAGCAGCUUGUAGCAAUGACAAAAGAGCUGGAGGAGUCCCAGCAUCAGCUUUUGGAACUAUCUGCUUCUGAAGAAGAACGGAUUCAAGAACUCCGUAAAAUCUCUCAAGACCGCGACCGAGCAUGGCAGUCUGAACUAGAGGCUGUUCAAAAGCAGCAUGCAAUGGAUUCAUCUGCUCUGGCAUCUGCCAUGAAUGAAAUCCAGAAGCUGAAAAUGCAACUCGAAAGAGCACGCGAAUCUGAAGCUUCUCAGGCAAACAAUGCAGAUACAGCUCAUGCUGAGAUUCAGGAGCUGAGAAUGGAGCUCGACGAGACACUCUCGUUUCUGGAAAAGCUGAAAAAUGAAGUAAAUGAUUGCAAAGAAUCUGAGUCCCGGGCAUUGGAAAUAGUUGGCAAAACUCAAAUGCAGUUAGAAGAAGCAAAUAAGACUGUGGAAACACUCCAGUUAGAAGCUAUGAAAGCCUCAGAAGCUUAUAAAGCCAUAGCUUUGGAGUUGGAGCAGUCAAGAGGUCAAGUUAAAGCAUUGGAGGAACAUGUGAACAAGCUCCAGGCUGAUUUGGCUUGUGGUGCUAAGAAAGAUACAUCAGGCCCAAGCAAUGAACCUGGAACUGAAAUGGAAACUGUAGAAAAUGAGGACAUAAAGCAGCUCAAAGCAGAGCUUAUCUCCGUGAAAUCUGAAGCAGCAAAAUUGAAAUCUGCAUUGGAUGUUGCUGAGGCACGGUACCAAGAAGAAUAUAUCCAGAGCACAUUGCAGAUUCGAAGUACAUAUGAACAGCUGGAGCAUACAAAAUCGGAGUCAUGUAAGCGACAAGCUGAAUUAUGCGAGGAACUGAAAAUAGCUAAAGCUGACAUGGAAGAGCUUAGGACGAGCCUGAUGGAGAAGGAAACGAGGUUGCAGGGUGUGUCGGAAGAGAAUGAGGGGCUCAAGUCAAAGAUGAAGCUGAGCCAGCCUAGUGAAAGAGAAUCUGAACUCGUGGGGCAGCUCAGAAAAUUGGAAGUUAAUGUAGCUGAGUUGAAGGAAACACUAAUGGAUAGAGAGACCGAACUGCAGAAUAUAACCGAGGAGAACAGCUCGCUGAAAAUGGAGAUAGAGAGGCGGGAAUCAGAGAAGAACAAGAUUACUGAUGAGGCUGUUGCUUCGGCAGAAGCAGCAAGAGCUGCAGAGCGAGAGGCACUGAUGAAACUCGGUUCCAUAACAGAAGAAGCGGAUAAAAGCAACCAUAGAGCAGUUCGGGUAACCCAGCAAUUAGAUGCUGCACAGACUGCAAAUUCUGAGUUAGAGGCCGAGUUAAGGAGACUUAAAGUGCAGUCGGAUCAGUGGAGGAAGGCUGCGGAAGCAGCUGCCACCAUACUAUCUGCUGGAAACAAUGGAAAGGUUGUGGAGAGAACCGGUUCACUUGAUAAUAAUUUCAAUUCUAUCACUGGCAAGAUGACUUCUCCUUAUUCAGAAGACACAGAUGAUGACUCGCCCAAGAAGAAAAACACAAACAUGUUGAAGAAGAUUGGAGUUUUGUGGAAGAAGAAUCAUUGAGUGUCCAAGGUUUCAAGCACUACUUGGGGAACUUUUAACCUUACAAAGAUCAUGGUGUCACAACAUCACAAAAAUAUGUAUAUUUGAAGAUGAUGGUGGUUUCAAUUCCCUCAGCUUUGUAAUGGCGCAAUGCUUGGUCUUUUUGAAGUUUUCAUGUCAUCACAUUCCUAGUUACUAGUUAGUGGGUAAUAGAGAAGGGUGAGGACUCCAUGUUGGGCAACUUUUGAUGAUGUAUGUAAUUUAACAACUAUCAUGUAUGUUUUAUGUUAUAUGCCAUCUUUUGAAUAAACGAAGAAAAAAGGGGCAUUUUCUUAUCUGACCCUUUUCUUUUC